GUUGAAAUUAUGCUAUCAUCUCGAGUCAGAAUCAAGAGAGGAUGGCUGGAUAAAUAUCAGUAUGACGAAGAGGAUAGCGCAUUAUCCAGUACAAGCAGCACACAUCUACUAAAAGGAACAUUCUUUUAUAUCGGUCUCGUAGCUGGUGUCUUGGUUGGCAUUAUUAUUGUAGGCAUUGUGGUAAUCAUAAUUAGAAAAAGGAGAAGAGCGCGUCGUGGCGCAACGUCGAGCAAAGAGGAAGCAUCGUUCGAUAGAACAAAGAAAGGGUCGAAAAAAUCGAAUGCCGCAGCAGCUGAAUGAUAGUAUUGUGUGACUGAUGGUACACAAAAUCGAUGAGCAAGAAAUGUUGUGAAGCGCAAGCAUGAUUGCAGAAUAAAAUCGCC
Molecule: messenger RNA, 383 nt
Organism: Cylicocyclus nassatus
Lineage: Eukaryota; Metazoa; Nematoda; Chromadorea; Rhabditida; Strongylidae
Source: the annotation of a GenBank genome assembly